GCCAAGGACGAUCUCACAGGCGUCUCCAUCUGCAGGAAAUGCAUUGCCCCCAAGCCAGCUCGCACCCACCACUGCAGCAUCUGCAACAGGUGUGUGCUGAAGAUGGACCACCACUGCCCCUGGCUGAACAACUGUGUGGGACACUACAACCACCGCUACUUCUUCUCCUUCUGCCUGUUCAUGACCAUGGGCUGUAUCUACUGUAGCAUCAGUGGCUGGGAGAUGUUCCGGGAUGCCUAUGCAGCCAUCGAGAGAAUGAAACUGCUUGAGAAGGAGAGACUGCAGGUGGCUGCCAACCAGACGUAUUACCAGACCCCGCCGCCCACCUUCUCCUUCCGCCAGCGAGCUUUCCACAAGAGCGUGGUCUACCUUUGGGUCCUGUGCAGCUCAGUUGCGUUGGCCUUGGGUGCCCUCACGCUGUGGCACGCCGCCCUCAUCACCCGUGGGGAAACCAGCAUCGAGCGGCACAUCAACAAGAAGGAGAGGCAGAGGCUGCAGAAGAAAGGCAAGGUCUUCAGGAACCCUUACAGUUACGGCAGCUGGGAUAACUGGAAGGUGUUUCUGGGCGUGGAUGUGCCAAGGCACUGGCUCACCCGUGUCCUGCUGCCCUCUCCUCACCUGCCCCAUGGGACAGGCCUGAGCUGGGACCUGCCUCCCUGCAUAGCCGAGCAUCGCGUACCGCUCCUGGCCAUCUGA
Merops nubicus (carmine bee-eater) is the source of this 696-nucleotide messenger RNA. It is a transcript of the gene ZDHHC16, whose product is annotated as zinc finger, DHHC-type containing 16. Lineage: Eukaryota; Metazoa; Chordata; Aves; Coraciiformes; Meropidae. The transcript has 8 exons. Gene Ontology annotation, biological process: protein palmitoylation. Gene Ontology annotation, cellular component: Golgi apparatus. Gene Ontology annotation, molecular function: palmitoyltransferase activity. The annotation marks the transcript as partial. The record is from RefSeq and is a predicted model, not a curated record.